Lepus europaeus (European hare) is the source of this 4617-nucleotide messenger RNA. RefSeq names its product zinc finger DHHC-type palmitoyltransferase 17 (gene ZDHHC17). The coding region runs from base 59 to 1957 and encodes 632 amino acids. Gene Ontology annotation, cellular component: Golgi membrane. Gene Ontology annotation, molecular function: protein binding; palmitoyltransferase activity. Gene Ontology annotation, biological process: protein palmitoylation. NCBI's taxonomy places the organism in Eukaryota, Metazoa, Chordata, Mammalia, Lagomorpha, Leporidae. The transcript has 17 exons. The record is from RefSeq and is a predicted model, not a curated record.
CUCGCGCUCGCCCUCCGCCUUGCCCGAGCCCCGCGAGGGUGAAACGCUUUCUCCCGGCAUGCAGCGGGAGGAGGGAUUUAACACCAAGAUGGCGGACGGCCCGGAUGAGUACGAUACCGAAGCGGGCUGCGUGCCCCUUCUCCAUCCAGAGGAAAUCAAACCCCAAAGCCAUUAUAACCAUGGAUAUGGUGAACCUCUUGGACGGAAAACUCACAUUGAUGAUUAUAGCACAUGGGACAUAGUCAAGGCUACACAAUACGGGAUAUAUGAACGUUGCCGAGAAUUGGUGGAAGCGGGCUAUGAUGUAAGGCAACCAGACAAAGAAAAUGUUACACUCCUCCAUUGGGCUGCCAUCAAUAACAGAAUAGAUUUAGUCAAAUACUAUAUUUCGAAAGGUGCUAUUGUGGAUCAACUUGGAGGAGAUCUGAAUUCAACUCCAUUGCACUGGGCCACAAGACAAGGCCAUCUAUCCAUGGUUGUGCAACUAAUGAAAUAUGGUGCAGAUCCUUCAUUAAUUGAUGGAGAAGGAUGUAGCUGUAUUCAUCUGGCAGCUCAGUUCGGACAUACCUCAAUUGUUGCUUAUCUUAUAGCAAAAGGACAGGAUGUAGAUAUGAUGGAUCAGAAUGGAAUGACACCUUUAAUGUGGGCAGCUUAUAGAACACAUAGUGUGGAUCCAACUAGAUUGCUUUUAACAUUCAAUGUUUCAGUUAACCUUGGUGACAAGUAUCACAAAAACACUGCUCUGCACUGGGCAGUACUAGCAGGGAAUACCACAGUCAUUAGCCUUCUUCUGGAAGCUGGAGCUAAUGUUGAUGCCCAAAAUAUCAAGGGCGAAUCAGCUCUUGAUUUGGCAAAGCAGAGGAAAAAUGUGUGGAUGAUCAACCAUUUGCAAGAGGCAAGGCAAGCAAAAGGAUAUGACAAUCCAUCUUUCCUUAGAAAGUUAAAAGCUGAUAAGGAAUUUCGGCAGAAAGUCAUGCUAGGAACUCCUUUCCUAGUUAUUUGGCUGGUUGGGUUUAUAGCAGACCUAAAUAUUGAUUCUUGGCUCAUUAAAGGGCUAAUGUAUGGUGGCGUUUGGGCUACAGUACAGUUUCUUUCAAAAUCCUUUUUUGAUCAUUCAAUGCAUAGUGCAUUGCCCCUUGGAAUAUAUUUGGCAACCAAAUUCUGGAUGUAUGUAACGUGGUUUUUCUGGUUUUGGAAUGAUCUUAACUUUUUAUUUAUCCAUCUUCCAUUCCUCGCCAAUAGUGUUGCACUUUUCUACAAUUUUGGAAAAUCUUGGAAAUCAGAUCCAGGGAUUAUUAAAGCUACAGAAGAACAAAAGAAGAAGACAAUAGUUGAACUUGCAGAAACAGGGAGUCUGGACCUCAGUAUAUUCUGCAGUACCUGUUUGAUACGGAAACCAGUGAGAUCCAAACAUUGUGGUGUGUGUAACCGAUGUAUAGCAAAAUUUGAUCAUCAUUGCCCGUGGGUGGGUAACUGUGUAGGUGCAGGCAACCAUAGAUACUUUAUGGGCUACCUAUUCUUCUUGCUUUUUAUGAUCUGCUGGAUGAUUUAUGGUUGUAUUUCUUACUGGGGACUCCACUGUGAGACCACGUACACCAAGGAUGGAUUUUGGACCUAUAUCACUCAAAUUGCCACAUGUUCACCUUGGAUGUUUUGGAUGUUUCUGAACAGUGUUUUUCAUUUCAUGUGGGUGGCUGUAUUACUUAUGUGUCAGAUGUAUCAGAUAUCAUGUUUAGGUAUAACUACAAAUGAAAGAAUGAAUGCAAGAAGAUACAAGCACUUUAAAGUCACAACAACAUCUAUUGAAAGUCCAUUCAACCAUGGAUGUGUAAGGAAUAUUAUAGACUUCUUUGAAUUUCGAUGCUGUGGCCUCUUUCGUCCUGUUAUCGUGGACUGGACCAGACAGUAUACAAUAGAAUAUGAUCAAAUAUCAGGAUCUGGGUACCAGCUGGUGUAGCAACAUCUUUAUCCUGUGAAGCAUAUUGCUGAGUGGUGCCUGAAAAUUGUGUCUGUCCGUGUCUCUCUCUCACUCGAAUCCACAUCCUUUGAACAAUAGCAUGCUAUAUGUAGGGCUAACAGUGAACUUCACGCUCUUUUUUUUCAACAUUUUUAUUAACAAAAGUUAACAUGGACAGAACACUGCCACUUCUUGGAAAGAAUAAAGAUCGUAAAAAGAAUUUUAAUGGUUCUUAAUGUGGGAAUUCACAACAUACUCAACUUCUUGAUUUUGUUUUCAUAACAUUUUUCACCAGAAAAUAGCAAACUUACUCUGCUGACAGAUGUGAUAUACUGAUCAGAAAUGUUCAAUUCUAACUAAAACUAAUUUGACUAAAUCUUAUGAUACAGUAUAUGAAAAAUAAUUCCAGGAGAAUCGUCUUGAUUGAGUACUAUUGUGUACAUUUCAGAAUGUACAUGUAAAUACUGUGAUGAAAAUCAUGUGAUUUCAUUAGCGAUCUAAUGUUUCUAAAAAGGCUUGAGAAAAUAAUGUUCACAAAAAAAGUGCUAACAAUAUUUUGUUUCUCUCAGCUGUUGCAAUGCUGAUAUAUUUCUAGUUCAGUGAAAUAAUUUGUAGUAACCUUGCUCUGAGGUUUCAUGGUCUGAUAAUAAAGCACUUGCAUGAGUAAAUAGUAAGUCAUAUUACUUUGAAUUUAAAAGCCCUACUAAGUGCAUGAAACACUUAAGAAUGUAUACUAGCUGAUACUAUCCAUUGAGGCAUAAAUUAGAACUUUGAUGUGUAAACAGUCCAGUUUUUAAGAAUUGAGGUGGUAUUUUCAAGAAAAGGCGGAAUUUGAUACAAAACUUUCCGUGAGAGGUAAAUGUGCUUUUAAAAUUCUGAGCUGCAAAAUAAGUUAGCUAAAGAUGGAGCAUGAUCUCUGUAUAUAGCACAUAUGAAUAAAAGAAAAUGAUAUAUUCUGGUUUUUAAAAAAUGACCUAUCAGAAAGUAGAAUUUAAUCCCCAAGAUUAUUUCAUUGUUCCCAAAUAUUGAAAAUGUUUCAAAAUUUGUUAAUGCUGUUUGAAACAAUUUCAGAAUGAUUUUCUUGUUAAAUGUGAUGCACUGAAAAAUUUGUUACAGCAUUUCCAUACACUCAUGGUGAAAUACUAGUCACUGCUUCCAUAAAUAUUGUUUACAGAGUGAGACUUGGUUUAGUCCUCUUAAGUGCUGUAGCAAACUGUGGUUCGAGCGACCUGUGGUAAACCUGUGAGAGGGAAUGGUGUGAGAGGAGGGUGGGGGUAGGGUGGUCAGACCGAUAAAAGAUCCUAGACCACUGUAAAGAAUGUGUAUCUGUAUAUAAAUAAUUUAUCAAAUAGUUUCCUCUUUGUGUCCAUAUGUGUUAGUGUUUUUAAAGCUGCUCAUUUCAUUUUAUCCAACCAAAAAGAAAAGGGAGAUAACUAAUGAGCUUCUAGUGAUGUUCAAUAUUGCUGUUAAUAGGCGUUAUACCCUGCAAGUUCACUGCAUGUCUGAUGCUUGGUAACAUUAGUAUUUCCUGUAUAAUACAGAUUAUUACAGGUAUUAAAGCAAUCUAGUGGUAUACCCGCCCCUUGGCCUUAGGAAGAGGAGCAGUGAAUGUGUAUAUAGUUGAUGUUCAGUAUUUCCAAGUACUACCAUUUUUAUAUAGUAAUUUCUUUGAUCAUAAGUCACACAUCAAAAAAGAUCACUCUUAAUGUACCUGAGUGUUUUAAUAUUAGAAAAUUGGCAUAUGUCCUUUAUUUUUGAAAAGGGAAAAGAUGGGUGUGGGGUGGCAAUAGCAUUGUGCCAUUUUGUCAUAGACUGUACAAAAUUGGUUAACUUUACAAAUGUCUCUGCUAGUUUUGACUAUUAAUUGGGGGAAAUUUUAGAUAAUUUUUAAAUUUAAAGUUAUUUAUAAAAUGCUAGAAUUUGUUUUAAUUUUUUGUACUUUAAUUCACUUCACAUGACGAAUCAGUUGCAGUUUUUAUUGAAUACAUUUUUGUCAACAGUUGAAGAGUAUAGUCAUUUUAUCAGAGUUUGGAUAAGAAUGUUGUUACCAUGUUUUCUGUGUGGUACAAUAUUCUCUUCAGUGCAGAAGUUAAAUAGACAAAAGGGGGGAAAAAAGCCCUUUAAAUGUAUAAUUGACAUGGAAAAUACUAGAACUAGUAGAUGCUUUAAAUAGCAAUGUAAAUGCUAACCAAACCAUUUCAUCCCAAUAGAGGACUCUAACUCAGAAAUGGUCAGGUGGUCAGGAGCCAGCUAUACAGCAGUGGACCUGAAUGUUCAAUUAUUUUGUAGGUCAUCCUAUGAAGGUGGACUUUUGGGAAUGGUUCUGAUCAGCCUAAUUGGAUACUUUUAGUAAACAGGAACUCAGUUCUCAGCUCUAAACAUGAAUUAUUUCUUUGGAGUUUUUUUUUUUUUUUCUAUUAUUUUUGUUUCCAGGGAUUUCUUUUAAGUAAUUAAUAAGUGUAAGACAGCAGCAUUAUACUUAAGCUAUGGAAUUUUUAUUUUGUAUUUUAUUUAUAACUGUGCCAAGUAUUAUUUUGCUACUUAUUGUGUUACUCUGUGGAAAGAAAAACCUGUAAAGUGUUUAAUUAAUUAGCUCUCCUUACAUAAAUUAAAUGUCAAAAUUUUGUAAAAUAUUAAUCAGAAUAAAUAUUGACUCUUAA